AAAGGAACCAGUGGUGUGGCCUGGCACCACUCCCAUUCACAUUUACUCGGUCCUCUGUCUUGCUUAUAAAAAACGUAGCGAGUAGUUGCGGGCCUUUAGAAUCAUCAGACGCCCACAAUUCGCGACAGGAAAAUUCCGCAACAAUUCCUCACUUAAUUCAUCAAGUUCAAGAGCAGAUUCAACUAUCUCAAGAUGGUUCAGCAAAAGAUGGUGAUGAGGUUGUCGAUGGCAGACGCCAAGAAGCGUGCCAAGGCUCUCCGAACUGCUGUCAGCAUCCAUGGCGUUGUAUCGGUGAAGCUGGAAGACGAUAAGAUUAUAGUGGUGGGAGAUGGAGUCGACUCAGUGAAUCUAACGAAGGUGAUGAGGAAGAAGAUGGGCAGCUACGUGGAGCUCCUCAGCGUGGCAGAGGAGCAGGAAGAGGAGAAAAAGGAAGAAAACACGAAAGUGGAAGCAGUAGUUAGUUGGCCCAAUCAUGUCAGUUUCGUGCCCCAAUAUGUUUACUCCAUUCCGGAGGAGCCAUGGUCCCGAGGAUCAGGUUGCAUCAUACUCUAGAGUUUAAAGGCCGUAGAACCUUAAUUAUAUAUAGUAGUAUAUAUUUGUGGAUCAAUUCAAUUAUACAAUUAUAUAUAGAAUUGCUGAUAUCAGAUGUGGCAGAAUAAUUAAUAUGCUCUUUAAUUGUUUCAUAGAUUUGUUCGGUUGUUACGUGGAAG
Messenger RNA from Zingiber officinale, 710 nucleotides. RefSeq names its product disease resistance protein Pik-1-like. The coding region runs from base 193 to 552 and encodes 119 amino acids. Lineage: Eukaryota; Viridiplantae; Streptophyta; Magnoliopsida; Zingiberales; Zingiberaceae. The record is from RefSeq and is a predicted model, not a curated record. The transcript is spliced from 3 exons.